GUGGAUUUGUUAGUUGCUGUUGUGUGACGGGGGUUUUCCACUUGAUGCUUUCAGUUCCUUCUGUCUUUUGUCAGCCUUAAAGGUAAAACCAGUGCGCAGUUCUGUCAUUUACAGUACUGAAACAGCUUUCUACCUGUCCUGAAAUAGUAAGGUAUCAUUUCAUGUUCGUUUGUACUUACUGUAGGUGCAAUGUAUAUGUUUAUGCGUGUGCGUGUUAUUAAUUAAUCUCCAAAUUUGUAUUUUUUUUUUUUAUUUUUUUUUUUCUGUUUACAGGCUAUUGUUUUCGUCAAGAUGUCUAACCCUGACACUCAGUACCAGCCUCUCAUGGGAGCUCCCAGCCAGCAGACAGCGAUCAAUAUCCCAGCACAGGGGUGAGAAACUUCUGUCAGCUUGAUGGGGUCCCAACAUAAGAGCCAAAACCUACCCAUAUAUUGACCUUUGAGUUAAACAUGCUUGACUUAACUUUUUUUUCUUCUUGUGCAAGUACCUUUGACUGGUUGAUGCUUUGGUGGGGGGAAAAAACAUGCCAAUGAUGGGUUAUAUAUGUUUUUAUAUUUUUAAAACUCAUUUAAUGUGUGUCCUGAAUCUUUAAGUGAAUACUACCUAACUCCACUUUGGGAUUUUAAUGUCAAAUGUGUUUUAUUCUGUAGUUUCUGUCACAGUAGGCCUACUUUCAUAUCAGCUGUAGGCUGUAAUAUCCUCUCCAAAAUAACAGUGAAACUCUGACAAAUGUGAUCAAUUUCUUACCCGAGUUUUACGUUUUACUGAGAAAAAGGAAACUGAUUGCUGUCUGAAAAAGGGAAGUUUUAUUAGAAAAAAGUUCAUGAGUUUUACCAAAGAAACUAGUUUUAUAAAUGUUUCUUUCAGAUACAGUCACAGUUCUUUUAAAUGUGUUCUGAGUCAGUAUGUCUGUGACAAAUAUCUUUUAUUACAAUUUUUAAAUAAAACACAACUUCAUCUUCUAUAACAGAAUGGAUACUCGAAUGACAAACCAGUAUUGGAGCAGUAUUUUAGUGACUGUAACAUGGCUUUAAAGUGAAGUUAAAGUAGAGAAAAUAUCAAAAGUAUCUGCUAGACAACAGAUGACAUCCAGACUGAGCUGAUGGCUCUGGUUUCUGUUUGAGAGGAAAAAGCAACGCUCAAACUUACACCUAUGCCCUCUUAUCUUUCAGUUUAAUAAUUUAUGUCUGCUUUAAAUUUAGACAAUGAAAGCCUUGAUCAACUAUGUACUGAUACUCUAGCAGUCACAAAGGCGUAUUUUCAGUCUUUGUUCCCUUUUUAUCUGGGUCAAAACCUGCGGCAGAUGUAAUAUUUCCUCCUCUUUUUCUCCACAACCCUCAUCUGCUCCCAUCUCUUUUUCUCUCCUUACUUCCCAGUGGCCAACCCUCCCGAGCCUAUAAGAUAGCAGGUAUAACCCUGCUGGCCUGUGUCCUGAUCGUGGGUCAGGCAAUGAUUGCGUACUUUCUCCUGAGCCAGAACGGCGACAUCAAAUCUCUGCAGGAGCAGAACAACGAACUGCAAGUUCAGAUGAACAAGGGAAAAUCUGGUAAGGAGGAUACACUCGAGAGGGAAAGUGUUUCGUGCUACAAAGAUCAACUUAAUUUAUCUUUUCAAAUGUCAGUAAAAUCCCCACUGACAUUUGAUAUUACUCAUUAGAUUUCUAAAAUACCAGGGCAGGAGGCCAAGCCAGAUAGACCCAUCCUUUCUGAUUAAGAUGACAGAUGUUUAAACGGAAAAAUAACAUUUAAAUCAGAUCUGGUUUUAUUAAUAAUUUCAUUUUAACUGUAACAAGGAUAAAAUGAAAACCUUCCAAAAAUUUAAUCUUUAUUUGUCUUUAAGACAAAAAUAUUUGAGCAUCAGUUUAAAUUGAUGUAAAGUGAAGCUGUGUUGGACUGAUCGACUUUGACUUUGAAUGCAGACCAGGGUGGAUAUAAGGCUUGAUUUUUAUCUGAGAGGGUUUAACUUUGGUUUUGAUCAUUUGCGUUUUUUCUUCCUCUGACAUGCGGUGCCUUUGUCUGUGUGUAGUUUCAGUUCCCAUGCGCAUGCACAUGCCCAUGAAUGCCUUGACCGAGCUUGUGGAUGACUCAGAGGACAAGGUAAAGUGAUCAAAUGCUGGAUUUUGAGAGUAAUGUGCAUGUCAAAAAGGGUUUUUUUUUAAAUAUCAAGUAAUCUUAGUGCUUUGUAUUAACUCACAUAAAGACUCAGACAUAAUGACAAUAUAAAGUGAAGCUGGCACCAGUAGCUAGACUUCAGUUUGUGCUAAAAUCGAAAGCAUCUUUCUUGCUAACAAAAAGGCUGGUUUGGGAAGAAAUACUUUCUAUUCAGUUGUUCACUGUUCUGAUUUUCACACCUGCUGGUUAACAGAACCAGCUCUUGAAGAUUUUUGUACUUAUUAAACACCAGGACACCAAACUAUGCAAUAAUAUGGCCCAGGUUUAAAAAAAUGAAAAAUACCCCUUCAUAGUGCACUAAUAGUGAUCCAUUUUUCUUUUGUUGAAUAAAUCCUGAUACACAUUUGUAAGAUUGAAUUAAAGAUAUGGUAUUUAUUUAUUGUCACUUUCUGUUUUUGAUUACAGGCAACUGAAAAAGUUGGUACGUACUGUCUGACUUUGAGUCACCCAUCCACAUUUGUUCCCAAAUUUUCCUUAUGAGGCUCACUACAUAUAAGUUAUUUGUGUUUUUUAAUUCCCCUGUUGAGAUUAUUUGAAUGUUUUCCUCUUUUUUUUCUAAUCAGAGGCCACUGAUUGCCAGCUGGAGGCCUCUGGUUUGAAACCUCUGCCUGUGCCCAAUUACCGGCCCAGCUGUGAUGAGCGUGGCCUGUACACCCCUCAGCAGUGCUUCAUGGGGAAGUGCUGGUGUGUGAACACAGCCAGUGGCGUCCAGAUCCCUGGAUCAAUGAGUGACGGAGCUGCCCGCUGUGGUGUGAAUUUCCUCAUUGGUGAGACCAAGACUCAAGUCACUAAGUCAGACAGGGACUUUCCCAGCAUGCCACACUGAGCAAACGUCAUGAACUUUCAAAUUUAAUGCUUUUCGAAGAGUAAUUUUACUUCGCAUUAUCUUAUGGUUUAAACCCACAUUCACCGUAAAUUCAGUCUUUUUUUUACAGUCAUUAGAUAUUUAUUUAAAGCCACUGUGGGAACCUUUGGUUUGUGUGGAUUUUGACGCCCUUUGUGGAGAAAGUGGUCUUUGUUGAUUUUGUCCUGUACUUGUAGUAAGCACUCAUUGAAGAUUUUUCCAAAGUUAAGUAUGCAGUGAUUUCACACAUAAUGAAAUGACAACCAAGAAAUCCUCACUCUCCUGAUCCUGGAGAUCAUAGGAUUUUGUCAUAAAUAGACACAAGUGUUAUUUUCAGUCUGUUUCAUGACCAGCUUCAAACUCCUCGCAGGAUUUGAAAACAAGCAGAACCUGUCAGUCACUUAACAGAUCACAUUCCACCUGAACUAUCCGUCCUGUGUUACAGUUUUGCUUUCUUGACUCUACAGUUUAUCUUCAGUGCAGAUAAAAGAAACUAAACUGAAGUAUAACUCAUAUAUUGUCAUAUACUUGCAUUUCACUGCUAGACUUUCGAUUCAGCUCUAAAGCAGGAUUUAAACCAGAACUAAAUAUUUUCUGUUUCUAAAAGUGAAAUCUUGAAUUUGAGCUGGAAUUCAGUCGAUGAACAAAUUUCUGUCUUUGCAGGCGGCCCCAACAAGGUGUUGACUCUGCCUAAAGUUGAUGCCUAAAACUGUGGUGAGUAAACACUUUCUUCAUUGACAAUAUGAGCAGUGCUUUGUGUAGUGCAUUUUGAUAAACUGUAACUACAUUAAAUCUGUAAUAGAUUCUGUGUAUGUUGUUCAGAAUUAAAAAGACCUUCUUCCCUGCUUCAGAUAUUUGAUAUUUGCUUAUGAAAAUGUGAGAUGAUGCUAAAACUUUGCAUUGACUUUAUUCUUUCUGUUUCUGCUUCUUGGAUAAAGGAAGCUGAUGGAACUUCCCCCAGCGAACAGCAACAGUCUGACAUCAGUCCAAAUCAUAUCUUUGCAACAGCUUUGUAUGCUAAUACUCAACUUAAUUUUGAAGACUAUUAUGAACCUUUGGGGUUUCAUAAGGCACAGAUUAUAAACAUUUUAUUAAGCUUUUGAUUAAGUGUCUACUUUUAGCAUUGCUUUGGGAAGUAAGGAAUUUAGUGUGCUUUUAUUUUCAGACUUAAAAAGAUUUUUGGGGGGAAUGUUUUAGUUUGCUAAAAAAAAAAAAAAGUCUUAGUUGGAAAGUUUCUAUAGAAAAAAAGAUUGGAAAAUUUGACCCAGAGCAAAAAGCAGAUUGGAAAAUGGUAGCGUUUCAGUGAGAAAUUAUAAUUUCUUUACAAUUAUUAAAACAUAAUCUCUAUAUUUAUACAUUCAAGAUCCAGUAACCUGGGUCUUCUUAAACCUAGAGCUAAGUGGAUGAAACAGUUUUAAAAAUACUGACUCAGAUUCAAACAUAAUGCAACCAGGAAUGAUCGACUUUUUAGACAACUGUACUUUCCUCCAUUUAUUUUAACAUCCAAAAUAAAACUUUUAAAGACA
Messenger RNA from Xyrichtys novacula (pearly razorfish), 4541 nucleotides. The record is from the annotation of a GenBank genome assembly. Lineage: Eukaryota; Metazoa; Chordata; Actinopteri; Labriformes; Labridae.